AUGAGUUCUUUGACAGAGAUCUGCAGCGGAUUGCCUCUGGAUCCUCUGCCCAAAAACAGAGGACGAGACCCCAGUGUCCCCCAUGCGCCUGUGCGGACCCCCAACCUGACUGUGGAGGAGGAGCGGCUGGCUCUUAAAAAUGCUCUGAGGUACUUCCCCUCUUCCCAUCAUGCAUCACUGGCCCCAGAGUUUGUGCAGGAGCUGCGAGAGUUCGGGCACAUCUACAUGUAUAGGUUCUGUCCCGCGCUACGCAUGAAGGCUUAUCCCAUCGAUGAGUUCCCGUGUCGCACUCGUCAGGCGGCGGCCAUAAUGCUGAUGAUCAUGAACAACCUGGACCCUGCAGUGGCUCAGUUCCCACAGGAGCUGGUGACGUAUGGGGGCAACGGACAGGUCUUCAGUAACUGGGCUCAGUUUCGGCUGGUGAUGCACUACCUGAGUGAGAUGACGGAGGAGCAGACUCUGGUCAUGUACAGCGGACACCCCAUGGGGCUGUUCCCCAGUCUGCCCUCCUCCCCGCGGGCCAUCAUCACCAACGGCAUGGUCAUUCCUAACUACUCCUCCAAGGACCAGUAUGAGAAGAUGUUUGCUCUCGGUGUCUCUAUGUACGGUCAGAUGACGGCUGGAAGUUACUGCUACAUCGGGCCUCAGGGGAUCGUUCACGGCACAAUGCUGACGGUGUUGAACGCGGGUCGGAGGUACCUGGGCUCCGAUGACCUCCGCGGCAGAGUUCUGGUGACGUCGGGUCUGGGAGGGAUGAGUGGAGCUCAGGCCAAAGCCGCCGUGAUCGCAGGAUGUGUGGGGGUCAUCGCCGAGGUGGACGAGGCUCCUCUGAGGAAGCGGCACGAGCAGGGCUGGCUGAUGGAGGUCACCGGCGACUUGGAGCACUGCAUCCAACGCAUCAAAGAUUCCAAAAAAUCCAAGAUCCCUCUUAGUUUGGGAUACCACGGAAACAUUGUGGACUUGUGGGAGCGCCUCUUGCUGGAGUAUGAAACCACUGGUCAGCUGUUGGUGGACUUGGGUUCAGACCAGACGUCACUACACAACCCGUAUAAUGGAGGGUAUUACCCGGUCCAACUGGGAUUCAAAGAGGCCAACAAGCUCAUGUCCACAGAGCCGGCUCGGUUCAGGGAUCUGGUGCAGGAGAGCCUGCGGAGACAGAUAAAGGCCAUCAACAGUUUGUCAGACGCUGGGAUGUUUUUUUGGGACUACGGAAACGCCUUUUUACUGGAAGCACAAAGAGCAGGAGCUGAUGUUGAGAAAAGUGGAGCAGGAGCCACUGAGUUUCGUUACCCCUCUUACGUGCAGCACAUCAUGGGAGAUAUAUUCUCUCUUGGCUUUGGCCCGUUCCGCUGGGUGUGCACCUCGGCAGACCCUCGGGAUUUGGCCGUGACCGACGACAUCGCAGCUUCGAUCAUGGAGGAAAUCGGAGCCAAAGUGAACGAUCGCAUCCGGCAACAAUACAACGACAACAUCCGCUGGAUCCGAGAGGCCGGGAAGCACAAGAUGGUGGUGGGUUCCCAAGCCAGAAUCCUGUACGCGGACCAGAAGGGAAGGGUCCAGAUCGCUUUGGCAAUCAACCGGGCGAUCGCCGACGGGAGAGUAACGGCCCCUGUGGUCCUUAGCCGAGACCACCAUGAUGUAAGCGGUACAGACAGUCCGUUCAGAGAAACUUCCAACGUGUACGACGGCUCGGCCUUCUGCGCAGACAUGGCUGUUCAGAAUUUUGUUGGUGAUGCGUUCAGGGGCGCCACGUGGGUCUCCCUGCAUAACGGCGGCGGUGUCGGCUGGGGUGAAGUCAUGAACGGAGGCUUUGGUUUGCUGCUGGACGGUUCAGACGAGGCGGCAGACCGGGCCAGACUGAUGCUGGGCUGGGACGUGUCUAACGGGGUGGCCCGUCGGUGUUGGUCUGGGAACUCCAACGCUUACGAGACCAUCGAACGCACCAUGCAGGAGAACAGUCUGCUCCGAGUCACUCUGCCGCACUCUGUGGAGGACGAGCAGCUUCUGGAGAGGGCCCUGAAGCUCUGA
This is a messenger RNA of Knipowitschia caucasica, 2028 nucleotides long. The record is from the annotation of a GenBank genome assembly. NCBI's taxonomy places the organism in Eukaryota, Metazoa, Chordata, Actinopteri, Gobiiformes, Gobiidae.